GGCGGGUCAAUUGGGGCCGGGAAUUGACAGAAAUUGGUGUUCCUCGUUGAUUUUAGUUUCUUCAUCAUCCGUAUGUACGCAAAAUCCUUUCAUAAUUCCAACAGAUCAUCGGCAAUACAAGACAAAAGCUUUUUCAGGUAUUCUUACAGAAUGUUCCGUCGGUAGUUUCCGUCUUCAUUCCCAUUCCCAUUCCAAUUCCGAUUCCAAUUCACAGCUUCCGGUGGCGGCCUCCAAUUUAGACUUUAUUAGAUUAGGGCUUCUCUUCUUUUGUCUUGUCUUCUUAUGAUUUUCAGGAAACUUCUCUCCCCUUCAAAUCCCUAGAUCCUCCUUUUCCACCUUUACUCAUCAUUACCUACUCUCCCUGAAGAACAAGUGAUUAGUAACUUGUUUACUGAAUCGAGUGCGACAGAAAAAGAUUUUGCAUCAAUCGGGAAUGAUGGAUCCGGAGCUAAUGAGACUGGCUCAGGAACAGAUGAGUCGCAUGUCCCCCGCGGACUUCGCCAAAAUCCAACAACAGGUGAUGGCCAAUCCGGAGUUAAUGAAGAUGGCCUCAGAAAGCAUGAAGAACAUGCGUCCGGAUGACUUCAGAUAUGCUGCAGAGCAGUUGAAGAACACACGUCCUGAGGAUAUGGCUAAAAUUGGCGAGAAGAUGGCCAAUGUAUCACCUGAAGAGAUUGCAACUAUGCGUAGCCGGGUUGACGCACAGGCCAACUAUGAAUUGAAUGCAGCCGAAAUGCUGAAGACACAGGGGAACAAGCUUCACAAUCAAGGAAGGUUCAGUGAUGCCUUGGAAAAAUAUUUGCUUGCUAAGAAUAACCUCAAGGGGAUUUCAUCCUCCAAAGGACGAACACUUUUGUUGGCUUGCUCACUCAAUUUGAUGUCAUGUUACUUGAAAACAAAGCAGUAUCACGACUGCAUAAGGGAGGGUUCUGAGGUUUUGGCAUAUGAUUCAAGAAAUGUGAAAGCACUUUACCGGAGAGGUCAAGCAUAUAAAGCAUUAUGUCAAUUUCAAGAUGCUGUUUCUGAUUUGAGCAAGGCACAUGAAAUUUCUCCUGAUGAUGAAACUAUUGCAGAUGUUUUAUCGGAUGCCAAGAAAUUGAAUGAACAAGAUGGGGGGAAUGUACCCAAAGGAAUUGUUAUUGAAGAAAUAGUUGAAGAAGACAACCCUACAACUACAAACGUUUCUGCUUCAAGACCACAAGAAGUUGUAGACAAUUCUAAGACUGCCGAUGCUUACAAGAAGAAUAUAAACUCCGAGAGUUUGCAGGGAUUGAAAGAUGAUCCAGAAGCUAUCAGAUCAUUUCAGAGAUUUGUUUCAAAUGCUGAUCCCGAUACUCUAGCUGCUAUGAGCUUUGGAAAAUCUGGAGAGAUAUCUCCAGACAUGGUUGCCUCUGCCUCAAAUAUGAUCAGCAAGAUGUCUCCAGAUGAGCUUCAACAGAUGCUUAAAUUGGCUUCUUCUUUCCAAGAGGCGAAUCCCCUUAAGGGAGACAGUUUUGGCCCAAAUUUGGAUAGCGCAAACAUGACUCCUGAGAUGCUCAGUUCAGCCAAUCGUAUAAUGAGUAAUAUGCCACCUGAAGACCUACAAAGGAUGUUUGAAACUACAUCAUCUUUGAAAAGGAAUGACUCUGCUUCUGGGAAUGGCAAUGUACCAGAUUCCGAUACCCAAUCAAAAUCUUUUGAGAGUCAACAAUCCAGUACCAGCAGAAGUAGAACCGUGAGCAACACUAGUUCUUAUGAUGCGUUUCCAAACUUACGAAGUAGUUCUUCCAACUCAACCAUUCCAACCUCUUCUGCUGAUAUGCAAGAACAAGUGAGAAAUCAAAUGAAAAAUCCAGCCAUGCAGCAGAUGUUCACAUCAAUGAUUAAGAAUAUGAGUCCAGAGAUGAUGGCAAAUAUGAGUGAACAAUUUGGUCUGAAGCUUUCUCCCGAGGAUGCAGCAAAAGCUCAGGAAGCUAUAUCAUCUUUCUCACCAGAGGAUUUAGAUAAAAUGAUGCGUUGGGCAGAUAAAAUUCAAAGAGGCGUAGAAGGUGGAAAGAAGGCAAAGAAUUGGUUACUUGGACGUCCUGGUAUGAUCUUAGCAAUAUGCAUGCUGAUAUUGGCAGUAAUUCUUCAUCGGUUUGGAAUAAUAGGUGGUUGA
Messenger RNA from Benincasa hispida (wax gourd), 2137 nucleotides. It is a transcript of the gene TPR7, whose product is annotated as Tetratricopeptide repeat (TPR)-like superfamily protein. The record is from RefSeq and is a predicted model, not a curated record. NCBI's taxonomy places the organism in Eukaryota, Viridiplantae, Streptophyta, Magnoliopsida, Cucurbitales, Cucurbitaceae. Gene Ontology annotation, molecular function: protein binding.